This is a messenger RNA of Monascus purpureus, 879 nucleotides long. The record is from the annotation of a GenBank genome assembly. Lineage: Eukaryota; Fungi; Ascomycota; Eurotiomycetes; Eurotiales; Aspergillaceae.
AUGGCUGCUGAACGUACCGAUCAGCCGUCGGAAGGCGUGACGCCUUCCGUAUCCCACGUCUAUAAACCCUUGUCUAAUGCGGAGGAAUAUCCUUUGGCGCUAACCGGUAACGAUCUGUCGCGGAUGUCCAGCCAUGCUGGCAUCGCAACUGCCGAUGGUUUUGCGCCGGCACGCGAUGGUGAGGAAUAUAACGAGGACGAAGAUUCUGAAGGAGACUAUGUUGCGCUGAGUCCUGAAGAGAAGAGCGAUCUUUCAUAUUGGUUCCGUCAGCAGCCAGCCCGCCAGCACUCGAAACUGGAUGAGCUGCAUCCGUUCGUGCAGACUCUGAACCUGUCCAAUGUGGAUGACUGCGUGAAGGUUGAAAGCGCUUUUCCGGAGAGUGAGCGCUGCUCACGAGAGAAAUUCCUAUACCGCCUUACCAAAUGUCCGGAACUAAGCCUGGGUCUCUUCACAAUGCCAGUUCUCAAGGAAGGCCAACCAAAGCCCCAGCCAACUUUGAUCGCACACGUCAUCGCCACUCGGACAUCGGCACCUCGCGUGACGGACAGGUCCAUGCAACUACCAUCGAACUGGAAGACAGAGCGCGAGUCGUUUGAGAACGGACAGCUGAUCGGACACGAAGAAUAUGGGAGGACAGUCGCUGUCCACUCCCUAGCGGUGUUGCCCGAACAGCAGGGCAAGCAUGUUGGCUCCACUUUGAUGAAAUCGUACAUCCAGCGCAUCAAGGAAGCGGGUAUUGCAGACUCCAUAGCCAUCAUUGCUCACGAGCACCUGAUUCCGUUUUAUGCUUCGCUUGGCUUUGAGAAUAAGGGCCCCAGUGCAUGCCAGUUCGCCGGUGGUGGCUGGGUCGACUUGGUCUAUGAUCUCUCUGAGUGGUGA